Zasmidium cellare ATCC 36951 is the source of this 2937-nucleotide messenger RNA. RefSeq lists its product as uncharacterized. The record is from RefSeq and is a predicted model, not a curated record. The transcript is spliced from 2 exons. Gene Ontology annotation, cellular component: nuclear membrane; cytoplasm. Gene Ontology annotation, molecular function: small GTPase binding. Lineage: Eukaryota; Fungi; Ascomycota; Dothideomycetes; Mycosphaerellales; Mycosphaerellaceae. Gene Ontology annotation, biological process: protein import into nucleus. Bases 1 to 2937 code for a protein of 978 amino acids.
AUGGCGACGGCAGCGACCAUGAACGGCGCCCAGCAGGCCUUUGCGCCUGUUCUCUCAGCGCUGGCGACCAUGUCUAGCAACGUGGACCGGUCGCAGAAGAGUCAAGCACAUACCUACCUCGAGCAGUUCCAGAAGUCCUCAGAGGCCUGGACCUCCACUUUUGCUAUACUGCAAUCGUAUGACGCCACAGACGAGGCGAAGUUGUUUGCGGCAACGACGUUGAAGGGAAAGAUUGUUUUCGAUUUUCAUCAACUGCCCCGCGAAUCGCUGCCGCAAUUACGAGACACACUGCUCUCAGUGGUAGCAACCUAUGCCAAAGGCCCUAAACCCAUACGCACACAGCUAUGUGUCUGUCUCGCAAACCUGGCCAUCCUUAUGCUGGAUUGGAAGGAGGUCCUGCAAACGGUCGUGUCUGCGUUGGGUAGUGACCAGGCAGGCAUAUCGUGCGUUUUGGAGUUCUUGCACGUAUUGCCAGAAGAGGUGACAGAGGGUCGGAAGAUCAAUUUGGCAGAAGACGAAUUGCAGAAGCGGCAGGUUGAGCUCUUGGAAGAGAAUGGACAGCAUGUGUUGCGCCUGCUCGUGCAGUAUGCAUCCUCCUCGCCCGAGGCACAGAAGAACCCGCAGCUCAUGGAGUGCAUUACAUCCUGGAUACGAGAGGUCCCACUCAACGACAUCGUCAACUCGCCAUUGAUGGACGUGGUGAUGACGGCUGUGCAGUCGGAGACCUCGUUCGAUGCAGCAGUGGAGACUUUAUGCGCAGUGUUCAAAGAGACACGGGAGGUGGACGAGAACAUGGACACGAUCAAAGUCUUGUUCCCACGACUCGCUCAGCUCAAGCCUCGGAUACAGGCGUGCGCAGAUGAGGAAGACUGGGAGACACUAAAGGGCGUCACGCGUGUUUUCGCUGAAGCAGGUGAAGCCUGGGUGAUACUCAUCGCACGGCAACCGGUUGAUUUCCGCCCUCUCGUCGAAUCUGUUCUGGAAUGUUGUUUGCGCGACAAGGACCGUGAGGCGUUGCACCAAACCUUCAACUUCUGGUAUGAACUCAAGCAGUACAUCACCUUGGAGCGGUAUAUGGAGGCACGACUACAGUACGUCGACGUCUACUCAGCUCUCGUCGAUAUCAUGAUCCGGCACCUGCAGUAUCCUAAGCCAGAGGACGGCAACGACGCCGAUCUCUUCGAUGGUGACCGAGAAGCUGAGGACCGAUUCCGCGAAUUCAGACAUCAGCUCGGCGACGUGCUCAAAGAUUGCUGCGAGGUUAUUGGCGUGACAGAAUGUCUUCAGAAGAGCUAUGUGCUCAUCGAGAAGUGGGUUAGCCAAUACGGGUCCCAGGCGAGCGCAGGCAACGUACCCAAUUGGCAAGAACUUGAGGCUCCGCUGUUUAGCAUGCGAGCUAUGGGCCGUCAAGUUCCACCAGACGAGAAUAUCAUGCUACCGCGGCUCAUUCCUCUCAUUGUUCAGAUCCCAGAGCAAGAGAAGGUGCGGUUUCAAGCUGUCAUGGCGCUGGGUCGAUACACUGAGUGGACAGCACAACACCCAGACACUCUGCAAGACCAGCUCAACUUCAUCAUGGGUGCUUUCCAGCACCCUUCAAAAGAGGUCGUUCGGGCGGCUGCACUGAGCUUCAAAUUCUUCUGCAACGACUGUGCCGAUCUGCUCAAGGGCUACAUGCCGCAAAUCCAGCAAUUCUACGAGGCAAACCUGGAGGCACUACCAUCAACCAGUCAGGAGGAGACCACCGAAGGUGUUGCUUCUGUUCUUGCGAAGCAGCCACUCGAGACACUCUACCAAUCGAUGAAGCUGUGCUGCGACCCGAUUGUGAAGCGCUUGAUGAGCAUGGCCAAUGCUGCAACAGACAAAGAGCAGAAGCUAGCCAUUGCAGACCAUCUCAACCUCCUUACGAUCUUCAUACAGUGGGUCACGCCAUACGUCGAGCCUUCGAAAGAUCAUCCGGCGGUGAAGUACUGCGGAGAGAUAUUUGGCACGCUUGCAACGAUCUGCGAAGCCUUCAUCGACUUCGUUCCCAUCGUUGAGCGCGUGUGUAGGUGUUGGAGGUACAUCGUCCUCUCAUACCGCAUCCACACUGCUCCACUACUACCGCAGCUCGCCGAGAAGUUGUCCGCGGGCUUCACUGCCAGCCGCCAAGGGUGCUUCCUCUGGGCUACUGACAGCAUCGUGCGAGAGUUUUCAGACGUUUCUGAUUACGUCUCCCGCGAGACCACUGAUCAGAUCUACGUCUUCUACGAGUCUCAGGCCACCACCUUCCUGCGUGCGCUGAACGACCUUCCACCGGAAGACCUUCCCGAUGUCAUCGAGGACUUCUUCAGAUUGUCGACCGAUGUCCUGCUCUACCAUCCCAACAAGAUCGUGGCAUCCUCGCUCAUGUCGUCGAUUCUAUCCGCCGCCUCGACCGCCCUGACGCUUCUCAAGGAAGAGCCGCUGAUCGCUACCCUGCACUUCCUGCGCGACUUCUUGGCCUACGGAUCGGACGAGGCGCCGCCAUCUGGCUUCGACCCCAAUGACGGCACCUACAAGCUUCAAGCCAACCCACCUCAAGUAAGGGACACUGUUCGCAAACUCAUCGUAGACGAAGGCGAGAACAUCGUCCAACGCUGCAUGACCGGCAUGAUGUACACCUUCCCACAAGACUGCUUCCCUGACGCAUCAGGCGUGCUGCUCGCCAUGUUUCAGCUCAUGCCGAGAGAGGUCGGGCAGUGGGUAGCCAAGACCGUGCAGAUGCUACCCCAGGGUAGCAUUGCACCUCAAGAGCAAGAGCGGUUGUUGAGGAAUAUCCAGCAGCGAAUCGAUAGCGGAGAGAUUAGGAAAGUGCGCACUUUGCUGCAAGACUUUACCAACAGCUAUCGCCGGCGGAAUGUCGCGCCAAGAGAGGGCCUGGGUAGAUUGGAGGCUACGAAGUUUAGGUUUUCUGGGUAG